Botrytis porri is the source of this 1453-nucleotide messenger RNA. RefSeq lists its product as uncharacterized. The transcript is spliced from 4 exons. NCBI's taxonomy places the organism in Eukaryota, Fungi, Ascomycota, Leotiomycetes, Helotiales, Sclerotiniaceae. The coding region runs from base 392 to 1453 and encodes 353 amino acids. The record is from RefSeq and is a predicted model, not a curated record.
AUGGCUAUGUUUAUCAUUAUCCUUGCCAUCUCGGCAUCUUUCGCUGCUGCAACACGAAAGUCAUUACCAGUAGUUGAUCUGGGACAUUCUAUCAAUCAAGCUACUAUUGAACCAUGGAAGCUACUAUAACUUUUCAAAUAUUCGGUAUGGAGAAGCUCCUGUUGGCCCACUGCGUUUUUCCAGACCAAUCCCACCGCGAACGGCCAAUCGAACUACAAAUACCGGUCAAGAAGCAAGAUCAUGCUACCGAGCACAUCCUUAUUGGUUAAAGACAGCACGACAGUACAUUAAUAAGGUCCCGCUAGAUGAGAUAAAGCAAGAAUGGUUCGAUAUCAACAAUCCACCUUUACAUGAUGCUAGUCAAUCCGAAGACUGUUUAUUUUUGGAUGUGAUGGUACCUACUACGAUUUUUGAUAAAACUUCAAAGAUUGAGACAUGCGAUGAUGAACCUAGUGCCCCUGUUCUAGUUUGGAUUGACGGUGGUGGUUUUACUGGUGGAUACAAACAUGAAACUAAUCCUGCAGGAUUAAUCGAGAAUUCCAUGGUAUUAAAGGAAGAAUUCGUCUAUGUUUCUAUAAAUUACAGACUGGUCUUUACAUUGGGCUUCUUAGGUGGACCACUUUUGAAAGCCGAUGGAGAUGCAAAUGCCGGUUUGCUUGAUCAACGAUUAGCUUUAGAAUGGGUGCAGGAUCAUGGUGAAUCGGCCGGAGGUGGAUCUAUACUACAUCAAAUAACUGCAUAUGGUGGAAUGAGAGGUCCCCCGCCAUUUCAACAAGCUAUCCUACAAAGUCCGGGUUUUCAGCCAAAUCCGGGGAGUUAUCAACAAGAAAGAAUCUCAAAUCAUGUCUUGAACGACGCAAGUAGCUUUUCAAAUAGGUCGAUCACGACUAUAGAUGGUUUACGAACUGUCGACACUCGGACAUUGGCUAAAGUCAAUGAUUUCAUCGUUGCGAAUUCUCCUUAUGGCCUUUAUACCUUUGGUCCAACUGUCGAUGGAACUUUUGUACCCGCACUCCCUGGUCAAAUUCUAGCGAAUAAGAAUUUUCACACUUCUCUGACAUUGAUGAUUGGAGGAAAUGACCAAGAAGGUGUUCUAUUCACUUCACCGUAUAUUUUGAACCAAGCAGAUUAUGUUGCCAAUCUCAAAUGGUUGUUUCCAAGGGCCCCCGAGCCGUUAGUGCAUGACAUUUUCGCCCUUUAUCCCGACCAACUCGAUGGGAAAUAUGGUUAUACGGGUGAAAUGCUGCGGGCAGCUGUUACUAGUGCAGAGUCCUGUUUUGCAUGCAAUACGAGAUACCUGAAUGCUAAAGUUGGAAACAAGUCAUACGUUUAUUCAUUCGACGUACCUCUAGCAUUACACGCAGAUGAUGUUGCUUAUACAUUUUAUAAUGGUCCAGGCAGUGUUACAUGGGAUGGAAGACCUGUAUUUGGAGGUGCGGCACUCUCUCUUUAA